Botrytis byssoidea is the source of this 1848-nucleotide messenger RNA. RefSeq lists its product as uncharacterized. Bases 1 to 1848 code for a protein of 615 amino acids. Lineage: Eukaryota; Fungi; Ascomycota; Leotiomycetes; Helotiales; Sclerotiniaceae. The transcript has 8 exons. The record is from RefSeq and is a predicted model, not a curated record.
AUGGUUCAGCUAAUCGUCACAGGACCUAUGCCAGAGCGGAUCGAGCGUGCGAGAGCUCUUCAGCGCAAACUUUUGGAGCUCAUCUUAGCUGCGAGGACAGGCUUACUUGAACUUAUUCCAACACCUCGAGAGUCAAGUAUUAGUUUUAAGUGGAGAUUUACGAGUCCUGAAUAUGAUGGAUUUCCUAGUGAAUCGGACGAAAUAAAUGAAUUCCAUCCGCUGCCGCAAAAAAUGACCAUCAAAUGGUCGUUGGAAGAUAUCUAUAAGUGCAACAAGGCGAUUGAUGGAGGCUUCAUUAGUAUAACAGCAUCAUCACAAUCUCACAGAUGGACAAGACAAGAUAUUCAGGAGCAUAUGAAAUGUCGUUUGCAUGAUUUCAUAGACACUGGGGCCUUGACAGUUGUUCCAAUUCGUGAAUACGAAGCUAGCCAGAACAAAAUCUCAGCGAAGGCUUGCAAGCCAAAAGCGCAGGUAUCGAUCAGCGAAAUGCCACUUUCAGCAAUUAUACCCUUCCAUGAGAAUGAGGUGGAGAUACUAGCAAGCGAAGAGGCUCAAUGUAACAAAGCGCCGGCAAGCGUCAUAUCAGGCAGGUUUGAUGAGGGACACGGCACCUCGGAUCUCAAACUACUAUGCUUAACUUUUGCAAUCCAGCUGAAAGAGCAGAUUCAACGUGUCAACACGCUUGAGAAGGAGAAUGAUAUAUUGAAAGUACAAGUUUUACAGCUAGAACACGAUCAAGCAAUGCUGCAACAAGAGAUCUCAAAUACGCGGGAGAAGGAUGAGAAAGAUGUUUCAGCCGCAAGAUUAGAGGGGGAGAAAAUUGCGGAAGAGAACAUAUUGAGGCUUUGGAAUUCGGCAAAAGAGAGGCGUAGAGGAAUUUCGUCAGGUAUUACAAGUGACGCUCGCAAUGAUCUAUCGACUCCUUCUUUAGUAAAAGCAAACUUCAAUAUUGGGGAAAGGAAGGACUCAAAAUAUGCCCUAAUAAGGAGUCCUCCAAUAUGCGCAGACGAAAGUCGCAGCCAUCUAUCCAAAGCAGGCGCUCUCAAUUCACCUCCAGCUACCAACCCGACGGAUUCAGCAGAUAAUGCCAUGAAUUCUUGCGAUGAUCUUCUUCCUACCAUUGCAACUUUUGAUUCCCAGGAAUCUUGCGAAGGAACUGCCACUACCAAUGCUUCGGAUCUUUGGACCUAUAAAUCGCAGUCUCAAUAUAGUUUCGCCAUCGCAUAUUCUAAACCCCCAAAAUCACCUCGAGCGACACAAGGAACCACUUAUCCUACUCUUUUGCGACUUUCGCAAGACACAGACGAGUACCAUUACAUUGGUCAUUUUGUUGUAAGCAGUGUGGUCACAACAACAGACUUCAAUCAAGUCUUGAAAAAUUUGCCUGAUCUCUCGCCAGAUGAUACGCAGACCAAACAAAAAUUGCUCAAGGAAAGAGAUUGGGCUCUGGGCUCUCUUUCAGAAUCUGUAAAUGACUUGCCGGUUGAUAUUUAUACUUUACAGUAUGUUUUCUUUGGCAAAGAACAAUACAAGAUUCUCGUAGAUGCAAAGAAUAAGGAUGAUGCUCUGAAGGCUGCAGAUCAUACCAUCGAUUUGUUGAUAGAGGCUGAUAAUCAAACUGAUGAAUCUUCCACUCCAUCUACAACAAUGGAUAAAGCUAGCCAAACAAGUUUGUUGUCAGAACCGCAUAACCAUGAUAUUACCCCUCUGCCUCUAAAGAUUCCGACUGCACCUAAGGCAAUGCGGAGUGGUCAUUCAACUAUCGAGGCUCAAACUCUCUCGGGGUCAGUUCAACAUGAUUCUGUCCGUUCGUCACUUUCUCAAGUCCAAAAUCUUCCAACGGAGUGA